This is a messenger RNA of Epinephelus fuscoguttatus (brown-marbled grouper), 3772 nucleotides long. RefSeq names its product neurofilament medium polypeptide-like. The record is from RefSeq and is a predicted model, not a curated record. NCBI's taxonomy places the organism in Eukaryota, Metazoa, Chordata, Actinopteri, Perciformes, Serranidae. Gene Ontology annotation, molecular function: zinc ion binding. The transcript is spliced from 12 exons. Bases 879 to 3584 code for a protein of 901 amino acids.
GGAAGCUGCGAACAAACAAACUCAGCAGUCAGCUACUUGUUUGGAAAAAGAGGAAUGGAGUGUUGGAUGAGCCGGAGGGAGGGUGUGUGAGGAAGAGGAGGACGAGCACUGGAAGGUGAAAAGGUGGAGAAGUUGGCUUCAUGUCCCCGUCCAGCAGAUUUAGUGUCAGUGCCCGGUGUCACCGGAGCUGAAGAGGAGAGCUGUGAGUGGAGAUCAAACUUCUUGGAUAUGAAACUACUUUUACUUGAACUGAUUGACCUGGAUGUGACAUCUGGACCUCAACUUUUGAUAGUGAUUUCUUCAGCGAUGUCUGUGAUUCUUCUCACCACUUAAUUGGACAUUAGGAGCCUCUCCACAGCAACAAGUGCUUCACUGAAGUCAAACUGACUGAGUGAGUGAGUGAGUGAGUGAGUCGGGGAUUUCCAGAUCUGAGACACAGUGUUGCCCUCUGCGGUCUGUGCAGUCAGCAGCUUCAUGCACAACUUACCCAACAAGUUUUAAAGCCAAAUUAAUCCUGGAAAUGAAACUGCAGCAUCCUAGAUUGUUAUAUGCAUGUAAAACCUGCAAAGACAGCAGCUGACAAUAUUGAGAGACACUUUACUGUGAUAAAUGAUUAUAUUUAACUGACUAUUUUUAAAUUAAAACCGGUACAAACUCACCCUGAGGACCUCCAAAUAUAAAGUUCAGCCCUGCUCCUCCUGCAGGACUCUGGUUGUUGGUGCUUUACUCUCUGUUGCAGGAUUUUGGAAAAAUACAAAGAGCCGGAUUUACUCUUUGAGACACAAAUACGUCUCAGUAAAAUGAGUAUUUGAUUGUAUGUAGAGACAAGCAGAAAGACCAGAAAUAGGAAGAGGAAGACCAACUGCCUACAACUUUUAAUGACAGAGAGAAAUUAUCCACCGACCGUCAUCAACCAUCAGCAGAUGGAGAGUAAGGAGGAGCUGAAGUUUGGCGGAGCGGCCAUGUCUCUGCCUGCAGACCUGAGCGGCCUGCAGGGCGGCGGGGGAGCAGAGGCGCUGGCGACGCUGGAGAAACAGCUGAUCUGUCCCAUCUGCCUGGAGCUCUUCAACAAGCCGGUGGUCAUCCUGCCCUGCCAGCACAACCUCUGCAGGAAGUGUGCCAACGAGCUUUAUCAGCCGUCCCUGUUCCAGGCUCGCACCACCAUGAUGGUAAACAGCGGCCGCUUCCGCUGUCCGUCCUGCAGACAUGAGGUGGUGCUGGAUCGCCACGGUGUCUACGGCCUGCAACGGAACCUGCUGGUGGAGAACAUCAUCGAUGUCUACAAACAGGAAGUCAGCAACAACAACAACGCCUCAAGCCCCCUCCCUCUUCCUCCUUCUCCUGCUCAGCUCACCUGUUCAGACCACGAGGGGGAGAAGGUGAACAUCUACUGCCUCACCUGUCAGGUUCCUACGUGUUCUCUCUGUAAAGUGUUCGGAGCUCAUCAGACCUGUCAGGUGGCUCCUCUGACAGACGUCCACCAGCAGAAGAAGGAUGAGCUGAGUGAAGGCGUCAGUUCUCUGGUGGCGUUCAACGACAAAGUCCAGGCUCUGAUCGAUGGCCUUGAGGAGACGUGCAGAACCAUAGAGGAGAACUGCAAGAUUCAGAAACAAAGUGUGUGUGAGACGUUUGACCGAGUGUUUUCCAUCCUGGAGGAGAGACAGAAGGCGAUGGCGCAGCGAAUCAGCUCAGAGGAGGAAGAGAAGACAGGCCACGCCCAGACGUUAGUGCGUUGCUAUGGAGAGAGCGUGGAGGCCAACAACAAGCUGGUGGAGAGAGCAACGAGCAGCAUGGAGGAGCCGGACAUGGCUGCUUUCGUUCAGAAUUCAAGAGAGCUGAUCAAACAGGUGAUAACAGCGACCGGCUCGUGUCCAGCUGCGACACUGAAACCAGGUUAUGAGAGUUUGAGCCACUACAGAUUUAACUUCAGCCGACAGGAGAGAGCUCUGAGGAGCAUCGACUUCCCCAAAGUCGUGGAAGACGUUCCUGAAGAACCGGAGGUGGAACAAGAGCCAGAAGAACCUAAAGAGCCAUCAGUGGAGAACAUAGACCCAAAACACCAUCAGGAAACCUCCACCCAGAACCUUGAAUCUGUUUCAGAACCAGUCAAAGAGCCGAUCCCAGUGCUGGUAUCCUCACCAGUGGAACUGGCUGCAGUAACACCAGCUCCAGGUGUGGUGAGGGACUCUGUGGAACCUGCAGGGGCGGUUCUCCUGCCAGAGACUGAGGACCUGGACUUAGAUGACAGAGGAUCAAGUGUGAUGAAGAACAAAACAGAGGAGGAGGAGGAGGAAGAGGAGGUGGAGGAAGAGGAGGUGGAGGAGGAGAGAUGUGCAGCUCCUGUUCCUGUUAAAGAGGGAAACAUCUGUGAGGAGCAGGAGGGGAUGAGCACACAGCAGUGUGAGGCAGUAGGUGAUGCAGGCGAUCGGACGGCACAGACUGAGACAGAGGACAAACAGAAAGCUCAGGAUGAAGAAGAAAUGAUGAAGGAGGAGAUUGAUGCUAUGUUUUACCCCAGCUGGUACAAACCCAGCAGCUGGCGCAGGAUGAGCCCCGACCCUGCAGAUAUCCUGACAAAGGUGUGUGAUGCAGAGCAGACGACGUGUUCACAACCAGCUGGAGAGUCACUCUCAGAGGCCGCGGUCCAGACUGAGGCCGGAGGCGCAGUCCAAGUCAUGUCUGAGGCCCAGAUACAACCAGAACCUGCGGGGAGUCUGGAGCCAAACCCCAGCGAACCUCCACCUGGUCCUCAAGAGCUUCACACGCAGACAGAAACCCAACCUCUGUCUGAUAUUCCCAUUGAGCUGGGCAGUGCUUCUACUCCUGCUCCUCAAACCCAGCCAGUGGAAGAAGUUGGAGUCACAGAGCAGGAAAACGAUGAAGAGGAGAUGCAGGGCUGGGUGUGUCUGCCCGGAGCUGUGGAUAAAAGCUUCAGCCUGGUGGAGGGUAGCUUCGAUCUUGGAGACAGUUUGUCUGAUAACAAUGAUAGUCCGUCAUCUGUAGCACCAGAGGAGGCUGAGGGUGAGAGUUUGGAGGUGAACAAAGAGAAGUCUGAGUCCAGUGAUGAAAGGGUGGAGGACGCAGAGGAGAAGGAGGUUAACUUAGAUCUAAAGUGUGCUUCAGAGCUGAAGGACAGAGAGGGUGAGUUAGAGGCUGAGGCGAUAAAAGGAGGGCUGGAAGAAGGAAGCAUGAAGUCUGACAGGAAAAAAAAAGAUGCAUCUGUGAGGGAGGAUGGCUCUGAACCAAAAAGUGACAGCUUGGGUGUGGGGAGCAUUAACAGUUUGACAGAAGGAGGAGGAGACACAGAGUUUGAGGCUGGUAGUUCAGAGUUUGCAGGAAAGAAAGAGAAGAACGGAGAGAACAGCGAGCAGCCUGAAGACUUAAUGGAAAUGAGUUUUGCUGAAGCUGAAGAGAACAUAAGCUCCUCUGUGUCUCUCCAGACGGAGACUGAGACAAGGAGUCCUGCACAGACCAGUCCUCCCCUCUCCUCCUCCAUCCCUUCCUCCACUUUCACCCUCAGCGAGGCUCCUCGUCGGCCCAGUUUCAGCUUCUCCUGGCUGAACCCCCUCCACAAGAAUAAGUAGAGGAAGGAGAGAAGUGUUUGGAGGUGUUGUCUUGUUGAGGAGAUAAAGAGAGAAAGAUGCACUCCAGAGUCAGUUUAAUCAGCUCAGUGCUGCCCUGAGACUGGAAACACUUGAUCUUUGAUAAAACUUCAGUUGCAGUCAUUUUAUCAACGGUCUGUUUUGUUCCUAAUAUUAAUUCAGUUUGAAUU